AUGGGGGAGGGGAAAUGGCACCCUGGGCAAAAUGGUGCCCUGGCCCUACUCCCCCAUGGGCCCCCUCUCCCUACGGAGCCCCCCCCGGAGCCCCCCUGCAGAACCCCCCACACACAGAGCUCCGGCUACCGGGACCUGGCUGGUGCGGUGGGGGAAGGGUGUGCGGGCACCCUCUGUGAAGCCCCUCCCCCUUGCAGAGCCCUCCCCCCACCCACUUACUUUAUUUUAGCUGGUAGCCGGCUGAAGAAACAGCCUGUUCAGGCCACUGGGGCCUGGCUGCUGGCCCCCUGGCCCCCUGCUGCCUGGCCUGCACUUGGACAACCUCAUAGCUCCUGGGCAGUGGCUACCUCUGGGAGUGGCCCGAUGGAGCUGUGUGGCACCUGCACGCUGGCAUCUCUGCGCUUCUGCCAGCUCGCUUCCCACACAGUCCUGCUCUGUGCUCUUGUCAUCUUGGAAAGCUGUGGUUUCUCACUGCUUUUGGCGGACACUUUCGCCAUUGGAGCGACUGCCAGGGAAUUCUUCAGCAUCUGCAUGAAAUCCCUUCGAAUGCAGAGGAUUCUGGGGCAUGCUAUAAUGGUACCUGGGAGACAGAACAGCUUGCUUCUCCAGCCUCUGCUCUCAGACACAGAAUAUAAAGUUACAGUCACGCCCAUCUAUUCCGAUGGGGAAGGUGUUAGUUUGUCAGUCCCAGGAAAAACCUUGCCACUGUCCGCUCCAAGAAAUCUGAGGGUCUCUGAGGAAUGGUAUAACAGAUUGCGCAUUAGCUGGGAUGCCCCUCCGUCACCCACCAUGGGAUACAGAAUUGUAUAUAAACCUGUGAACAUCCCUGGGCCAGCCCUGGAGACCUUUGUGGGUGAUGAUAUCAACACCAUUCUUAUUUUGAAUCUAUUCAGUGGAACUGAAUACAACAUUAAAGUAUUUGCUUCAUACUCAACGGGAUUCAGUGACGCUUUGGCAGGGGUAGCCAAAACAUUGUACUUGGGAGUGACGAAUUUGGGUGCCUAUCAGGUCCGUAUGAUGAGCAUAUGCGUUCACUGGCAGCUUCAAAGGCAUGCAACUGUUUACAGGGUAGUGACAGAAUCUCUUUUUGAUGGGACAAAGAGGGAAGUACUACUGGGUGGCGGAACUCCAAGGCAUUGCUUCUUUGAGCUUGUUCCUGGUACCGAGUAUAAAGUCAGUGUUUAUACACAGCUGCAAGAAAUAGAGGGCCCUCCUGUUAGCAUCAUGGAGACAACGUUACCCUUCCCUACUCAACCACCACCAACUCCUUCAACUACUACCCCACAGCCUACAAUUCCUCCUGCAAAGGAAGUUUGCAAAGCUGCGAAGGCUGACCUGGUGUUUUUGGUCGAUGGUUCAUGGAGUAUCGGAGAUGACAAUUUCAACAAGAUAAUUGCCUUUCUGUAUAGUACGGUGGGCGCUCUUGACAAAAUUGGACCUGAUGGCACACAGGUAGCAAUUGCUCAGUUCAGUGAUGAUCCCCGGACGGAAUUUAAGCUCAACGCCUACAGAAGUAAGGAAACUCUCCUGGAGGCCAUCCAGCAGAUAGCCUACAAAGGAGGAAACACCAAAACAGGCAAGGCAAUUAAACACGCUCAGCAAGCCUUAUUCACCAUUGAAUCGGGUACUAGAAAAGGAAUCCCAAAGGUUUUGGUUGUGAUCACAGAUGGGCGGUCACAGGACGAUGUGAACAAAAUCUCCAGAGAGAUGCAACUAGAUGGCUACAGUAUCUUUGCCAUUGGAGUGGCAGAUGCUGACUAUUCAGAACUGGUAAACAUUGGCAGCAAGCCCAGUGACAGGCAUGUUUUCUUUGUGGAUGACUUCGAUGCCUUCAAGAAGAUCGAAGAUGAACUCAUCACUUUUGUUUGUGAGACAGCAUCAGCAACUUGUCCACUGGUUUAUAAAGAUGGCAACAGUCUUGCAGGAUUUAAAAUGAUGGAGAUGUUUGGUUUGGUCGAAAAGGAGUUUGCAGCUGUGGAAGGGGUGUCCAUGGAGCCUGGAACAUUUAAUGCAUACUCUUGUUACAGCCUACAUAAAGAUGCCUUGGUCUCCCAGCCAACCAAAUACCUGCACCCUGAGGGGCUUCCUUCAGACUACACCGUUACCUUCCUUUUCCGUAUAUUGCCUGAAACACCCCAAGAGCCAUUUGCUCUUUGGGAGAUUUUAAAUGAAGAAUACGAGCCAUUGGUUGGAGUGAUUUUAGACAAUAGUGGAAAGACCCUGACUUUCUUCAAUUAUGACUACAAAGGUGAAUUCCAGACUGUUACUUUUGAAGGACCUGAUAUAAAGAAAAUAUUUUAUGGAAGUUUCCAUAAGGUGCAUGUCAUUAUCAGCAAAACGGCAGCUAAAUUAGUGAUCGACUGCAAACAGGUGGGCGAGAAGGCCAUCAGUGCAGCGGGCAAUAUUACCUCUCAGGGGAUCGAAGUGUUGGGAAGGAUGGUCCGGUCCAGAGGACCGAGGGACAAUUCUGCACCGUUCCAGUUGCAAAUGUUUGAUAUCGUUUGUACAACUUCGUGGGCUAACAGAGAUAAAUGCUGUGAACUUCCUGGAUUGAGAGAUGAAGAAAGUUGCCCUUCUCUUCCUCAUGCUUGUUCCUGUUCUGAAGUCAGCAAAGGUCCUCAGGGACCACCUGGGCCACCGGGUGGACCAGGCCUGAGAGGUCCAAAGGGUAACCGUGGUGAAUAUGGUCCAACUGGACCGGAUGGACCACGUGGUGAAAUUGGAGCUCCUGGUCCUCAAGGACCUCCAUUACAGGGGCCAAGUGGACUUUCUAUCCAAGGACUUCCGGGACCAACUGGGGAAAAAGGAGAAAAGGGAGAAGAUGGUCGUCCUGGUAUACAGGGUGUCAUGGGACCAUCGGGAUCCCCAGGACGAGAUGGAAACCAGGGCUCACAAAGUGGCCUACCUGGGAAAGAUGGGCCCACUGGGCCACAAGGACCGCCAGGACCUGCGGGGAUCCCUGGUGCUCCAGGUGUGCCAGGAGUUAUGGGGAAUGCUGGAAAACAAGGAGACCUUGGGCCCCCUGGGCUUCCUGGACCAAAAGGAGAGAGGGGAGAACGUGGAGAUCUUCAGUCCCAAGCUAUGGUGCGGGCAGUAGCUCGUCAAGUGUGUGAACAGCUGAUCCAGGGACACCUGGCCAGAUACAACUCGAUCUUAAAUCAGAUUCCAAGCCAAUCGGUGUCAACAAGAACUAUCCCCGGACCUCCUGGUGAACCUGGCCGGCAAGGGCUACCCGGGCCCCAAGGAGAACAGGGAUCACCAGGAAGGCCAGGAUUUCCUGGCAGUUCUGGCCAGCCUGGAAGACCUGGUGAAAGAGGUUUACCAGGAGAAAAAGGAGAGAGAGGUAGCCCUGGCGUUGGAACACAAGGACCCCGAGGUCCCCCAGGUCUUGCAGGACCUCCAGGUGAGAGUCGAACAGGUAGCCCAGGUCCUCCUGGCCCUCCAGGCCCAAGAGGCGCAACUGGUCACACGGGUCCUCCUGGGGCACAGGGCAUAUCAGGGCAACCUGGGUACUGUGACCCCUCUUCCUGUGCUGGUUAUGGAAACGGAGGUGGAUACGGGGAUCCAACUGAUGAAGACAUCCCCGUCGUGCCGUUGCCGCAUAACUCCUACCAGAUGUAUGACCCCGAGGACCUUUAUGAUGGGGAACAGCAGCCCUAUCUAGUUCACGGGCCCUACCCUCACCCCCAGUCCUCCUACCCAUCGCCUUAUAUUGCUCAGCCAGAGUUCACGCCUGUUCGGGACGAAACUGAGGCUGUCGAAUUGAGAUCUCCCGGAAUUAGCCGCUUUACAAGCAGACGCUCCAAAAGAAGCAUCGGCAUUCCGAGCCGCAAAUCAGCGAUUAAGAAAACCUCUUCAUGAACUGUAUAUUUUAUGUUUGUGUACAUUGCGUAUUAUUUUUGGGCAUUGGUCCAGUUGUCCUAAAGGAUGUCACGGAAAUUGUUUACAGGCUCAUAUGUUAAAGGGAAAAAAAUUAUACUGUAUAUGACCACUGGCAGAACAAGAAAAAUGCUGAUUAUAUUGCAUGCCAGAAAUUAUUAGCAUUAAAGAGGUUUGUUACCAGAUGAACCCUCAAAGAAACCCUUUUCUAGUUCCUUACAGUUGCCAGGUGACUGCUUCAGUUCACAUUUCAAAACACUGCAUAAUUAGCUGUGUAUUUGAAUUAAUCAAGAAGUACAGUAACAUCUUGCUUUUUUUGGAUGUCUCUGUUCAAAUAUUGAUUGUGUAUAACCCUACUAAAGCCAGUUGUAUUGGUUGAUUUUAAAAACAUUUUUUGAAGAAGAUUUAUAUGGUGGGAUUGUCUUCCCAAAGUAUUCCUAUAAAUAUCUUUUAGAAACACAUCAGUAAUUUAUUGUGGGUCUAUUACUACUCUGUUUUAUAUAUGAAUAAACAUGGCAAACUUUUAUAAAUUAA
Messenger RNA from Sphaerodactylus townsendi, 4413 nucleotides. It is a transcript of the gene COL14A1, whose product is annotated as collagen type XIV alpha 1 chain. NCBI's taxonomy places the organism in Eukaryota, Metazoa, Chordata, Lepidosauria, Squamata, Sphaerodactylidae. Gene Ontology annotation, molecular function: protein binding. The record is from RefSeq and is a predicted model, not a curated record. Gene Ontology annotation, cellular component: interstitial matrix.